Molecule: messenger RNA, 3990 nt
Organism: Manihot esculenta (cassava)
Lineage: Eukaryota; Viridiplantae; Streptophyta; Magnoliopsida; Malpighiales; Euphorbiaceae
Product: polyol transporter 5
Exons: 2
Coding region: 2006-3613 (535 amino acids)
Biological process (GO): transmembrane transport
Cellular component (GO): membrane
Molecular function (GO): carbohydrate transmembrane transporter activity
Source: RefSeq, a predicted model, not a curated record
GAGAUCUCUGCAAGUGCAAAAAAUAUUUGAAACUUCAUAUCAAUGAUUCAGAAGUUUGAGAAGAAAUGCAGAUUCUAAAGUCUAUGGUCUACUCCUAAUUCUUUCAUAAUGUGGUCUCCUGAAUUCUGAUUCAACUGCAGGUAUGUUUUCUUAAUGUGACUGUGAUACUGUGCCUUUCAUCAAUUUAUGUUCUCAAAUUGCACUUUCUUUUUUCCUAACUUAUCCAAGCCUGUAAUGUUCUGCUGAUGAAUCUUGGCUAAGUUUCAGUUUGCUAGAUCAUUUCCUUUUAUCAUAUUGACAUCUUAUCUUUUGUCAAGUCAUAUUUUCAUGACUUGCGCCUUCAAUUCCUGUUGCUGUUAGAAAUUUCUUGUUAAGCAUUCCCCUUGAAAUACAAGUGCUAUAUCCAGGGUUUAUGCUGAAAAUUCAGAAAUCCAGGAGCCAUUAGGUGGAUAUUAAUUCAGGUUCAUGUGGCUGGAAGUACGUGUUACCUAGCAAUUUAUAUACUUGUGUUUUCAAUUGUCAAGCACAUGAUUUGCAUUGGGCCUAAAUGCUAUAAAGUAUUUAAAAACAAAAGGUCAUUAAUGAUAAUAGUCCAAAAACAAUGAUGGAGGUUGGACUUAAAAAAGACUAGAAAACUCCAACUAAUGUAUAGGAAACUCUUCUCUCUAGGUUUUUAUGUACACGCUUCUACAUUGUGGGACCUGAGCCUUGAGCCUUCAUCUUGGUGAAGGAAGUGUGAACUGGUCUUUAGUCUCAGAUGGAAACAAGUGGCAGGGAUUUGGGGUUUUCAUAUUUUUCUAGAGAAGCUUGUGGCUUUUCUUUUAUAUCCAAUGCCAAUCCAUAUAAAUAAACAACUAUGAAAUUAAACCUUAGGAUCAGGAUGAUGGCAUCUUUAUUAUAUGUAAGCAAAUUAGGUAUGUCGUUGAUUCUUUUUUCCAGUGCCUCAGAUGAUAAUUUUUCUUGAGAUGAAUGAUUGUAAUAUGAACUGGUUCUGGAGAAUUAUUUCAAUUUUGUUUGUUUGCUUUUGCUGGACCUAGGUAGUCUGCUGGCUGUGGGCUUCUUUAAAAAUUAUAACUUAUACCUUCUUUUUCUCAAUACUUCAGCUCCACUGGAGCAGUUAGUGCAAGUUAUCUUGCUUUUAGAUUUCAAACAAGGAUCCUAUGGCCUCUCACUUGAGACUAAUUCAACUUAUCUUUCUUUUUCUCAAUAAAGUUGGCUUGCUCACAAAUCAGCUUGCUUAUCCCUCAAACUGCAAUUUAAAGACAAGGAAAAAGGCCAUGUGUAUAACAUUUGGGAACUCAAAAAGUGGCAUAUUCUCUGAGUUGUGUUCACAUUGAUUCUGUAGCAGUUGUUUGUCAUAUGUGGAGACAACAUUGAGAUGUCAAAUUGUCAAAUAUGGUUACUUGGCUUCAAGUUUUAACAGCUUUGUGCGGUGGGGUUCUUUGGCUUCUGAUUGUGGAAAUCCACCUGUAGUCAAAUAGAAAUCCUCUAACACUUGCCUGUAUAUGCGCAAAGAUAUGUUGUCCCUAAAGGUGUUCCAAAUCUUGCUUAGGAUUGUUGGAUGUGAGAUUAGACAGGUACCAUUGGACCAUAAUUGCAAUUAAGUAAUGCCUAUGUAGUCAUUGACCUGGCUAUGUGCCCACAGCCUCCUCAAAACACGUUUUUCAGUAUAAAAAAUCAUUGCUUCAGGGCUAUGCUUUGAACCUGUGAAGAAGUUGAGUGUGUAGGUCCAUUUCAGCUCCCUUUUUCCAGUAGCUUGUGAAGAAGCGUGCCUGGCAUGCGUUCUUCUUAGAAAGUGGCUUUGAAAAGGUAAAAAGGGAAGCUUCUUUCUCUUACUCCACUUUCCACCCUUUUGAGAGUCAUAUAAAAAUGUGCAAAUGUUCCCUUUUUUUCCUUUUGAUUAAGUAUAUUUGGAGGAGAACUUAAUGAACAGAUUCUGUUGAAUUGAGCCACUUGGGAUUUAUAGUCUAAAUUGUCAGUUCUUCCGGCAUUCGAUCUUCCAGUGAUGCAAGUCGGUUCAGAUAAAGGUGGAUGCUACCAUCCACUUCCUGAUUCAGAAUCUUCUUCACCUUCAGAAGCUUAUCCAAAAAACGAGAGAAGAAACAAAGUAGGUUGCAAGGAAGCUGCUGAAGGUGGAUCCCAAGAACACAUCGCACUACAGGGUGUUUCAGCUCAUAGAAAGAGACUCAUUAACAAGUACGCUUUUGGUGGUGCGAUUCUGGCCUCCACAAACUCUGUUCUCUUGGGCUACGAUAUCGGGGUGAUGAGUGGUGCAGUGCUCUACAUCAAGGACAACCUCAAGAUCUCAUCAACACAAGUGGAGAUCUUGGUGGGUUGCCUUAAUGUCUGUUCAUUGAUUGGAUCACUUGCUUCCGGCAGAACAUCUGAUUACAUUGGCAGACGUUAUACCAUUAUUUUGGCUGCAGUCACAUUCCUUAUUGGUGCACUUCUGAUGGGAUUUGCACCAUCGUUCAUAUUUCUCAUGGCUGGAAGGGUAGUAGCUGGCAUUGGCGUUGGCUAUUCCUUAAUGAUUGCUCCAGUCUAUACCGCAGAGCUCUCCCCAGCCAUGACUCGAGGCUUCCUAUCUUCCCUUCCUGAAGUCUUCAUUAAUAUAGGAAUUCUACUCGGUUAUGUCUCCAACUAUGCUCUAUCGAGUCUUCCUGAUAAUAUGAACUGGAGACUGAUGCUCGGACUUGCAGCUUUGCCAGCUAUAAUUGUUGCUUUAGGUGUCCUGGCGAUGCCUGAAUCCCCUCAUUGGCUUGUAAUGAAAGGCCGGUUUGGUGACGCAAAGCAGGUUUUGAUAAAAACAUCAGAAUCAAAGGAUGAAGCAGCAUUGAGAUUAGCUGAAAUGAUAAAGUCUGCUAAGGACUUGACCGAAAGUGCUGCUUCAAGCAAUUGGAGUGGGAAGGGUGCUUGGAAAGAGUUAUUGUGUAGACCAUCUCGGCCCAUUCGCCGUAUUCUGAUUGCUGCAAUUGGAGUCAACUUCUUCAUGCAGGCUUCAGGCAACGAUGCUGUUGUGUAUUACAGCCCUGAAGUGUUCAAGGACGCUGGAAUCCAAAGCAGGCAACAAAUUGUAGGUGUUACAGUGAUCAUGGGAUUAGCCAAAACAUCCUUUGUUUUUGUUUCAGCCCUUUUUCUGGACCGAUUUGGGAGGCGACCCCUCUUGUUGUUAGGCUCGACUGGGAUGGCUGUAUCACUGGCUUCCCUUGGGGUGGGCUCAAAGUAUCUAGAGCAGUCAGAUAGCAAGCCUUUGUGGGCAAUUGUAUUGUGCAUAGCGGCUGUAUGUGCUGUUGUAUCAUUCUUUUCAAUUGGGCUUGGGCCAGUCACAUGGGUGUACUCUUCAGAGAUAUUUCCAAUGAGGUUAAGGGCCCAAGGUUCAAGCUUGGCAAUAUCAGUUAACAGAUUGGUAAGUGGGAUUGUGGCCAUGACAUUUCUAAGCACUUCCAAGCUGAUCUCAUUUGGAGGAACAUUUUUUGCACUAGCAGGAAUUAUGGUAGUGGGUACUGUUUUCUUUUAUUUAUUUUUGCCUGAAACUAAAGGCAAGACCUUGGAAGAGAUUGGUGUUCUCUUUGAAGAUAAAAUUCCUGAUGAUCAAAGACACUUCGUUGCUUAACUCAAAAACAUAUGCAGUUUCAAUUCCCGACGCCUUUCAAAUUUGGAAGCAAAGGAGGCUUUGGUUACACAUAUAGAUUGGGGUGUGAUGAAGCUGUGAAGCCAGGGAUUAUUGUUGCUUUGUGGAGUCUCAUGUUGGAAUUCCUGUAUAAGCUGGAACCGGGAACUUGGAAGAGCAAAACACCUGGUUUGGAUAAAUACAUGUGCUGAGAGGGUUCUUAUUUUCCAAUAAAUUCAGCACACAGCUUCUCUGGUCUGAAGCUGAAAAUAUUGCUUUUCCAUCCCACCUUGACUUAGUUUUGCAUGUCCAUGCUUUCAUGUUCAACUUUCCUAUGUCAGAACCUUAAUCCAUGUAAUGUUUGGAAAAAAUUCAUGGAA